Molecule: messenger RNA, 561 nt
Organism: Diachasmimorpha longicaudata
Lineage: Eukaryota; Metazoa; Arthropoda; Insecta; Hymenoptera; Braconidae
Gene: RpL14
Product: large ribosomal subunit protein eL14
Exons: 4
Coding region: 41-520 (159 amino acids)
Biological process (GO): ribosomal large subunit biogenesis; translation
Cellular component (GO): cytosolic large ribosomal subunit; ribosome
Molecular function (GO): RNA binding; structural constituent of ribosome
Source: RefSeq, a predicted model, not a curated record
CGGGACUCGGUCAGCCAUCGUUCUUUUCUUUCUGGUCAUCAUGCCGUUCGAGAGGUUCGUGGAGUCCGGCCGCGUGGCCUACAUCAGCGAGGGUCCAUACCAGGGCAAACUAGCUGCCAUCGUCGAUAUCAUCGACCAAAACAGGGUUCUCAUUGAUGGACCUGCAUCAGGCAUCCCCCGAGGGCAGAUUAGAUUGAGUCAGCUUCAUCUGACGAAGUUCUGCAUCAAAUUCCCAUACACUGGCUCCACGAGAGUUGUCAGGAAGGCAUGGGAGAAAGCCAAGCUCGAUGAGAAAUGGAGCCAGACCAUGUGGGCUCGUAAAGUUGAAGCCAAGAAGAAGCGAGCUGAGCUCAGCGAUUUCGAUCGUUUCAAGCUCAGGAAAGCUCGUCAAGUUCGCAACAAGAUGCGAACAACCGCCUUUUUGACGCUGAAGAGGGCCAUCAAAAAGAAGGCAAAGCCAGCCAAGGGUGUUGCCAAAACCACAAAGGAGGUGAAGACGAAAAAACCCGCAAAGAAGUAAAAAGUUAAAUUUCGAAUAAAUGAUCUUUGAAAAAAACACAA